UGGACUACAUCCCGUUUUUCAGCAGCCGAAAUCCUAACAAACCAUGAACUGCAAUAGGUGACAGCAGCGUGCGAUCCCCGCAUCAAAGCAAAAACCGGUCUCAAUGGCUGCGAUUGCCAUUGAAUCCACCUACUGGCAAAUUCAACUUUACUGAUCAUCGUUUGGCAAAGGAGCUCCACCAGUCGUAGCUGCACUUACGCAUACAUCGCUCGUUUGCACGCUCAACUGUAUACAUCAUGGACGUUGACAGCUAUGACAGCGGAGACUACAAUACUACCGAUUACGUCAAUCGAACGACACCUAUCUAUUCGAUUAAUCCAGAUUUUAUGACACAAUGGAAGCUGAAGAGAAAACAGGAAAAGUUUUGUAAGCAACUCUACAAAAGAUUAAAUCUAUUAAAUUUUCCAGAAUGUCAAAACUUGCUCGGCAUUCCUGCGUACCACCGGUUAUACGAGAAGGCAAGUAGCAGUAGCGCAGUGGGUGCCGGCAGCGCUGGGACCGUUGUUGGUGCUACAGACUUUGACAGUCUUCACGAGUACAGCAACUGGUUCGCGAGCAAUAACUAUAGCUUUCUGGAGUGGAACAAUGGCAGCGGUGGAAUCGGUUCUGCCAAUGGCACAGCGAUAGAUGGCGUGAACGGAUCGCUGCUGGGCGGAGCGAAUGAGAACGGACUAGGACCGGUGUUGCCACCGUUCGAACUAUGGCAAACGGUUCUGAUAGCGAUAUGUCUGGCGAUUUGCAUAAUACUCACCAUAGGUGGCAACAUCCUGGUACUGUUGGCAUUCAUCGUCGACCGGAGCAUCAGGCAGCCGAGUAACUACUUCAUUGCCUCGCUUGCAGCCACCGAUAUGCUAAUAGGGACCGUUUCCAUGCCAUUCUAUACGGUUUACGUUCUCAUGGGCUACUGGGAUCUGGGCCCGUUGCUGUGUGAUUUGUGGCUGUCGGUGGACUACACCGUCUGUUUGGUAUCGCAGUAUACGGUGCUUUUGAUAACGAUCGAUCGCUUUUGCUCAGUGAAGAUAGCCGCCAAAUAUCGAAGUUGGCGAACGAAAAACAAGGUCAUCUGGAUGGUUACCAUCACCUGGAUCAUUCCGGCGCUACUGUUUUUCAUAUCUAUUUUCGGUUGGGAGCACUUUGUUGGCUAUCGGGAUCUUCUUCCCGGCGAGUGUACCGUUCAGUUUUUGAAGGAUCCUGUUUUUAACACUGCACUCAUAAUAGGGUACUACUGGACUACGUUGGUGGUUUUAUUUGUUUUGUACGGUGGGAUUUACAAAACGGCAUACGAUAUGCAGAAGAAAAGUGAGGCCAAGCAGCGGAAGAUGCAGUCCAUGGUAGCCUUAGGGAAUGCAAUGACCGGGUUGGCUGGUCAAGCAGGCGGUAUAGGGAUAUCUAAAACGCAGAGCACUUUGCUGAGUCAGGAUAAGCCACUGCCAUUACCGGCUACUCCCGCGCCGAACAUGAUGCUUCCUCCAACACUUGCUCUAGUUCCGAACCAAAUGCAAAAAGAAGAGGCCACAUCGAGCAGGAAAAGCUCAGUACCGAAACCGAAAGAUGAAAAGGGAGAGGAUCAACGGAAAAGUAAGGAAGAAAAAGAAGGCGAUAAGAGCGAACGAUCUAGUAGUCCAGCGUUUGAUUCGGACGAUGAGAGCUCGGCGAACACGAAGCAACAACAGGAAGAAGUACGGGUUUCUAAGAAGAGGACUUCGUUGGCCGGUUUGCUCGUGGGUGCUUCAGCUACUGUUCUAUCGAAUCGAUACAACAAUGGGGCAGUAAAAACAACGACAACUCCUACGAGUGACCAGGGAAAACCGAAAAAAUCUCCGAUUCAUCCAACGAAAAACGAGGGACUCCCAAAAAUUAGCGAGACGAGCAUAUUGGACUCUGACAAUACCGAUGGAAAACCUCAGGUUUCCCCACUUAAACCGACUCCGGUUCAGUCUCCUAUUUCGCCAGUCGAUAUCGAACCCCUGGUGGUGGCGAAAUGCGAGCGAGCACCAGAAAUUUCGCACACGAUCCUGACGCCACCUUAUGGUUUUCAAGGAAGCCCCCAUGCUUCCGAAAGUCCACCGUCCAAAUCAGACAGGCCUCAUAGUAUAAUAAGCCAAGGGGACUCGACCGUCACCUACGAUGCCAUGGUGGGAAUGGAUGGUGCCGAUCUCCGAUUCAUGGACGAAAGUUCAGUAGUGGUUCCUUCGCCGCAGUACGAAAGUCCGCCGUCAGCAUUCGCUGUGGUACAGCCAUGUUCCCCAGCCCAUGCCGCUGGACAGAAUAUAGCGAAUCCUUCUCUUCUGCAAAAAGCACUCAUUCGGGCUACGGCUCAAUCUAAACAACCGGCACCAACGGUUCUACUGCGAACGGUUGACGGGGGACCUCUUUCACCGACCUCGGCACAGUCGAUACAGCCAAUCAAUAAGUUUAGUACAACAGUCACAGUAGCCUCUCAGAAUCCGGACAAACCGGUUACUGUAUUGCAUAGCUCCUACACAAAUAAUUCAAAUGUAGAUCAGGCCUUACCACAGCACCCGCAGGUCGACAGCGUGAGCCUUAAUUCGAGAAUGCAAUUAAACAAUCCUACGUCGGUUUCAAGUACUACUUCGGAUCCGAAGCACUCAUCCCCGGCGGCGGCAGCAGAAGCAGUAAAGGAAGCAACUGCAACCGUAACAUCAACAACGACCAACAGCAGUACAGCAGUACCAGCAGUGACCACAUCAGCACCGCAACCGAAUGCACUACCCAGCACCACUACCAUUCACACGCAAGUUUCAUCCUUCACCACCCACAAUACCCCUAGUGGGACAACGAUCACCAUCAAUCCCUGUAUGGAACGGCAAACCUCCAGCAAGCGGGAUUUUAUCCGUUCGAUCGGCAAAAGACUGAAGGGCAACAAGAAAUCCGGAUCGCUCGGAAUCGGCCGACAAAAGUCAAAAUCGGAGAAUCGUGCCCGUAAGGCGUUCCGAACGAUAUCAUUCAUCCUGGGAGCAUUUGUGGCCUGCUGGACGCCGUACCACGUGCUGGCUCUGGUGGUUGGCUUCUGUAGGAACCCACCCUGCAUCAACGAACAUCUGUUCAUGUUCUCCUACUUCCUGUGCUACGCCAACAGCCCGAUGAACCCAUUCUGCUACGCCCUCGCUAACCAGCAGUUCAAAAAGACUUUCAUGAGGAUUCUGCGAGGAGAUCUGCAUAUGACUUAAGCACUCUUUUCCAUGCGCACUUUUUUCCAUUGGGCAAAGAGAUAGGUAAAAUCAAUAUCAAUUUUUAAUGUAAUGAUAUAGACAAUAAUAAUGUUAAUUAAAAAAAAAAACAUAAACUCAUAAGCUAGUUCUAAGAUGUCAGUCAUUAGCUGCUGAGUAUUAAGAGAGUAGACAGUAUCAUCAAAUACACUUAUUAGCGAUAAGAGCGGUAAUUGUAAGUCUAGAUCAACCUAGAGCAAAUGAAUCAGUAUUGCAUAAGUGUAUAUAGUUUUUAGAAAACUAGAAGAAGAAGCAAAAGAAACGCUACUUAAUUUGACAAUUUUGCCGCGAAACAAAAAUGUGGUUCAGAAUAAUUGUACUUGGUAAUAAUGCUGAAAAGACAUUAUAACACUUAAAUAAAAAUGAAACAAGUAUCAUGCGCCUCCAUUUUAUAAGAGAUAAUUUUAAUAAGA
Molecule: messenger RNA, 3643 nt
Organism: Ochlerotatus camptorhynchus
Lineage: Eukaryota; Metazoa; Arthropoda; Insecta; Diptera; Culicidae
Gene: mAChR-B
Product: muscarinic acetylcholine receptor
Exons: 3
Coding region: 237-3191 (984 amino acids)
Biological process (GO): synaptic transmission, cholinergic; G protein-coupled receptor signaling pathway, coupled to cyclic nucleotide second messenger
Cellular component (GO): dendrite; plasma membrane
Molecular function (GO): neurotransmitter receptor activity; G protein-coupled serotonin receptor activity
Source: RefSeq, a predicted model, not a curated record